Zootermopsis nevadensis is the source of this 4186-nucleotide messenger RNA. The record is from RefSeq and is a predicted model, not a curated record. NCBI's taxonomy places the organism in Eukaryota, Metazoa, Arthropoda, Insecta, Blattodea, Termopsidae.
GUCAUGGACAAGAACUGCACUCUAAAGGUCGACAGACCAGUCUACGAGAAUGAGGAGCUCCACAGGACGUAUGGCUACUACAAACCCGCGUCUACCGUUCUGGGACGAGUUAAAAACUGCUACAGAGAAUGGAAGUUUCUCCAUUUCCUACAGAACCUAAUUCCAAUAACUCAAUGGCUUCCUCAUUACAAGUGGCGUAAUGACUUCGUUGGUGAUCUUAUCUCUGGUAUCACCGUUGCUGUGAUGCACAUCCCACAGGGAAUGGCAUAUGCACUGCUGGGAGCUGUCCCACCCAUCGUUGGGAUUUAUAUGGCUUUCUUCCCUAUUCUGGCAUAUUCCCUGCUUGGUACAUCUCGUCACAAUUCCAUGGGAACAUUUGCUGUAGUCUGCCUAAUGACGGGCAAGUCAGUAACAGCUUACAGCCCCAAAUUGACAGAUGUAAAUGUGACAUCUACAGAAGAUAUUAGCUACAGCCCCAUGGAAGUUGCUACAACUGUUGCCUUCAUGGUUGGAAUAUAUCAGCUGGUGAUGUAUGUAUUCCGAAUGGGCAUAGUGUGUACAUUGCUGUCUGACACCCUAGUGAACGGCUUCACCACAGGAGCUGCUAUUCACGUUUUCACGUCUCAAGUCAAAGACUUACUUGGGCUAAAAAUUACCAAACAUGAGGGACCAUUCAACAUAGGAUUUACCUACAUUGAGAUAUUCAACAAAAUUGAAGAAGUUAAUCUAGCUGUUUUAGUCGUGUCUUCGAUAACAAUUGUUUUGCUGGUCAUUAAUAAUGAAUUCCUGAAGCCUUUCGUGAGAAAACGAUCAGUCAUACCAAUUCCUAUAGAACUCAUCGCUGUUGUAACUGGAACACUGAUAUCUACAUAUUUAAAUCUGCAAGAUAAAUAUGAGAUAGAACCCGUGGGUGAUAUUCCAACAGGAUUGCCAUAUCCGACACUGCCAGCAUUCUCACUGCUUCCAAAAAUUUUCAUAGACAGCUUCACCAUCACGAUGGUAGCUUACACUAUUGCGAUGUCAAUGGCUUUAAUUUUUGCUCAGAAACAUAAUUAUGAAGUGGAUUCAAACCAAGAACUAUUUGCUCAGGGAACCAGCAACAUUGUGGGUUCCUUCUUCUCCUGCAUGCCCAUCACUGCAUCACUCUCGAGGAGUCUUGUCCAAGAGACAGUCGGUGGCAAGACCCAGCUAACCAGCUUCAUAUCGUGUCUAAUUCUCCUCGCUGUGAUGCUCUGGAUUGGACCGUUCUUUGAACCCCUUCCCAGGUGCAUACUAGCAAGUAUCAUCAUAGUGGCUCUAAAGGGGAUGCUGCUCCAAGCCAAGGAUCUGCCGUCCUUCUGGCGACUGUCUAAGUUAGACGGCCUGGUAUGGAUCAUCACAUUCCUCACUGUGGUCCUUGUGGACAUUGAUUAUGGUUUGUUAGUGGGGCUUGGACUUUCCCUCGCUUCUAUCUUAGUCCAAAGCAUGAAACCUUACACGUGUCUAUUGGGAGUAAUGCCAAACAUAGAUCUUUAUUUGGACUGCACCAGGUACACGCAGGCUCACGAGGUUAUAGGAAUUAAAAUUUUCCAUUACUGCGGUGGGCUAAACUUUGCAACAAGAAGUCACUUCAAGACCGAACUGUACCGACUUGUGGGCAUAAACCCACAAAAGGAGUUAGCACACAGAGAGAAACUGGAACGAAGGAGUCGAACCUCAAGUCGGGUCGACGGUAGACCAGAUGAAGCCAGGGAAGGUAUUGUAAACAUCAGCUUUGUGGAACACGGCGAGGAUUCAGAACAUGUACCCACUGUGAACACCCCCAUAAAACCUCAAGUCUCUUCAUAUGGAAGCUUUACUGACGAGAAAUUUCAGAUCCAAUACAUUAUCCUCGACUUCUCGGCGCUCAGUUACAUUGAUCCCUCAGGAGUGGCUGCCCUCAAGUUACUUAACAAAGUCUUCAAUAAAUUAGAUAUCACCAUUUACUUGGCUGGAAUUUCAGAUCCAGUAUAUGAGAAAUUACAGAAGUGUGACCUUUUUUUGGAUACUUCUAAUUCCUUCAAGACAUUUCCAACAGUCCACGAUGCAGUUACAUUUGCACAGUGCAACAUGAAUAGAUCUGCUAGUAUCAGGGUGUGAUUUUGAUAAAAUGACAAUCCUCAAAGAAGAAACAGGACUGUAAGUGCUGUAAGUGGUGCUGAUUAGCAGUAAAGCAAGAUACUCAAUUCAAGUGGAGUUACAUAAAGAGAAUAUUCAAAAUAUUCAACUGGCCCAGUCUAUGGAGUGUGAAAAAUGUUCUAGCAUUGGAGACAAAAUAGAAGCAAAAUCUGAAGCUUACAUUUCAGUACUCUUGUAACAAGAAAAUGUUAGUCAAGGUAGUAACUUAGGAUAACAAGUUUUGUAUGCUCACAAAGCUUGUUUAGAUUGCUGAACUCAUUCUCACUCAUUGGAAAAUGUAUCAAGCUUUAAGAAUAUGGAUGUGCGUACAACACGAAAGAAAGCAUUACCUGGACUAUAACAGUUCAUAUUUCAAGGUCAUAUGAACUCCAUAGUGUAUCUACAGAUUAAGUACUUUGUCUACAUGAAGACUGUAUGUUAAUUAUACCAUGUAUUAACAUUCUUAGUGAUAACCUACAUAAUUAUAUUAUGCAGGUGCCCGAUAAUACCUAAGAGGAAUUUGGUUUAUGUGAACAAGAAAACGAUUUAAUAAUGUCAAAAUUUAAAGUUUUCACAGUGUUUUUAGUAAUAUGAUGACUUUUGGGUUGUCAGCCGUGUCAGUUGAGCUGGGGAAUAAACCGUCAAUGUUUUGAGAACUAUGCUGUUCUCAUCCUCAGGGCACUGCUGCGGCUGUAGAAGCAGGUCGCAACUAAUGUGAUUGCUCGAGCCUUGUGUAGGAAAACAAUUUUUGGCAAACUAAACUUCACAACAAUAGUAUGUAUGAUCUGAGCUUUCAAGGCAACUAAGUAUAAAUAAUUCUUCUUGGGCUACUAGACGUGUAAGGUGGUUUAAUGGAGAAUACCUGAGGGUGAUGACGAAGAUGGUUCUCGAAAUGUUGUGUUUUCUUCAUUAAACCACCUUACACAGCUGGUAGCCUGAGAAGAAUUUAUUAUAAUUGAAUAUUAUCAUCUACAAACUACUCUUUGAAACGAGAUAACUGGUUUGUGGUCUGCUCAUUUACUUUUCCAUAUCGCCAGUUUUCAUUAUUCCAAAGGGAUACAAAGUCAUACCCAUAGAGGAAAAUUAAACACGUUUGGGAAAUUCAUAGGAUGCCUACUACCAUUAAAUACUUCUAUAUGCAUGCAAAUGGUAACAUUUUAUCAAUUGCUGACUUGGCAGUACUGUAAUUCACUAUCUAAUGUUGUUAGCCAUAACCUCAAAAAUUCACAAAAUCAAGCUAACUGUAAUUUUUAACACACAAAAAAAUUGUAGUUUUUUAUAACCAUGCUAAAUUACAUACAAAAGUUUCAAAGAGAAAAGUAAAUGCAGAACUUAUAUCAUUCUACACAAAAAAUAUCUGAAUGAAGGUUGCAUAGCUUCAGGAUCCAUAAUUUGAGGAAGUUAGCAUUGCUUCCAUUUCAUAAAUUCACAUAUUUGCAAUAUUAGAAACGUUGUUAAGGAUUUAAAAUGUUCAAAUAUGGAAUGACACCUAAUGGCAUAAUAUUCAUACUAAGUCUUAUGGACAAAAACAUAAACAACAAAUUAAUAUUUUAUGGUCUGUAUAAUAAAGCAGUCACAUGAAACAGCAGAACUUUGUACAGUUAAAGAGUAAAAUAAAUGUGUAACAUGAUGUGGGGAAAUUUUAUGUUGUGCAAAUGUUACACUUCUGGAAAAUGUGCUAAAAAUUUUCAUGUAUUGCACUGCACUAUUGCAGAAUAGAUCAUGAAAGAUCACCUUGAUAGACUUCAGAAAAUACAUUUUUUCAUGGGAAAGAAGAAACUCAGAAAGUUUCUAGCACAAAAGUGUUAAAAAAAGGAUGUGACUAAAAUAUAACAGCAGUUAAGAGGAAGUGGAAAAAAAAGUUACCUGUCAUUAUUAUUGAUAAGAUGAAGUGCUCAGCACACAAUGACUGAUCCUAUGUUCAAUGUCCCUCAUAUUUUAUGUGCAUCAUUGUUAAGUGUUCUGUACUAAACAUUUUUACUGUUUUGCCCCAAAUAUUUGUAUUUGAACAAUAAUUUAUGAAUAAAUAUUUAAAUUUGUUUCAAAUAAA